GUGAAGAUUGUCUUCGAUGCAAACAGGAUGAGGAAUAUAAUGCUUCAUUAAAGCUUGAUGAACAGAAACAUAUGGGAAAUUCAACAGAUGCCGAUGAGCCCACUGAGAGUACAGCUAUUUAUCCCAACCUCGAUGAAAUAAGGACACAUCGGAUUGCUUACCUUUCAAGAAGUGUUUCCUUCGAUGGUAAUAAUGAGACUCAACCCAAUCUAGACACUCCAUUUGAUGACUCUUCACCUUCUGCGAUUGGUGAAACCUUACAAUCAGUCAUUAAUUCCUGCAGUAGCCCUCCUGAUAAUGAAAAUUUUCCUGGUGAUAUAGAGACUUUAAUAGCCAACCAACACGAAUCACAAAAUGAACAGGAAUUUCAUACUGCUCAUCCACCGUCCAGUCCAAAGGAAGUUCAAGUUGUUAAAGUGCACCGUUCCCGUAUAUGCAAGGAUAUGGUAAGCUACUUCCAAGAUGAGAGCAUCCUAACAAGUUCCAUAGUUUUUGAAAUUAUUGAUGAUCGUGGAAUUCCCGAAAAAGGUGCUGGAGUUGGUGUGGCUCGUGACGUGUUUUCACUUUUUUGGAAAUCGUUCGGAGAUUCGAUGACUAUUGGAGAAAGAGAAAGAGUGCCCUUUGUACGUCACGACCACUUUGUGAGUGAAUGGCAAGCUAUUGGUAGAAUUCUUGUUUUAGGUUACAAGAUGGUAUCUUAUUUUCCUCUGAUUUUAUCAAAGGCAUUUAUGGGAUAUUGCCUAUUUGGCGAUUCAGUUCCCGAUUCAGCUGUGAUAAGUUCUUUUAAGAAGUAUCUUUCAGUUGAUGAACAAGAGUUGAUUGAGAAAUGCCUUAAUAAGCAGGAAUAUGAUAGUGAAGAUCUUGAGGACUUUUUGGAGCGAUUUAACUGCAGAACACUGAUAAAUGAAAACAAUUGUCUGAAAGUGAUCACUGAAAUUGCCAAACAAGAGCUUAUCCAGAAACCUCAUAUCAUGUUGUCUACAUGGCAGCUCAUUCUUUCUAAACUCAAGGCAUAUGCACCAUUUCAGUCUUUUGAUAAGUUGGAGGCCCUCUACGAAUCUGUAAAGCCAACAAAUAAGAAAGUUCUUCAACUUUUGCAAGCCCAACCAAAUACCGAGGGAGAACGAGAUGCUCUGAAGUUCCUACAGCGUUAUAUUAGAGGCUUAGAUGCAUGCAACCUUGGUCAUUUUCUUCGUUUUACCACAGGUGCUGAUAUUUUAAUUGUGGAACAUUUAACUGUUUCAUUUGUAAAAUUUGAUGGGGUAUAUAAAUCUCCUAUAGCACACACAUGUGGACCUGUGUUAGAGCUGCCUUCCACAUUCCAAGAUUUUUGUGAAUUACGAAACACGUUCAACAAUAUAUUAUCCAAACCUGACUGGGAACUUGACAUUGUUUAGGUUUUGAACUUAUGUGUGACGCAUUAACUGUAAUCUAUGAAGUGAUUAGUCUAUAGAUACAUUGUACUUUUCAGUUGCCAUUCAUAUUAAUUGACUGCAUAGUUUUAGUUGGGUAAAAAACUAACCGCCCCGCGCUUUAUAUUGUUAAGGUUUUUUGUUUUUAAAAGUGUAUGUAAGAUCACAGUUGAAUUUCUUUUAACUGUAGUGAAAUAUAAGUGAGUAAGGCCUGGAGCUGUGUGUUAUGCGAAUAAAAUAUGACAUAACUUCUUUUAAGUGCUUAAAAAACUCCUACUUGUAUAGCCGACCCCCGAUCACGGUUAUUACUCUCUGCAUGCGCUUUUAAGUAAGGUUAUAUUAGUAAUACAAAUAAUAACACUUUGUAGUAUAUUGUUGUAUAGUUUCAU
Messenger RNA from Dendronephthya gigantea, 1801 nucleotides. RefSeq lists its product as uncharacterized. The record is from RefSeq and is a predicted model, not a curated record. Gene Ontology annotation, molecular function: ubiquitin-protein transferase activity. Bases 72 to 1397 code for a protein of 441 amino acids. The transcript has a single exon. NCBI's taxonomy places the organism in Eukaryota, Metazoa, Cnidaria, Anthozoa, Malacalcyonacea, Nephtheidae.